GCGCACCGGGGCGAAGGGUAAAAUGGCGGCGCCCAUGAGCGAGGGGUCUGGAGCUGCUCCCUACGGGAAUUUCCCGAAUUACUCCCGUUUCCACCCGCCCGAGGGACGAGUCAGCCUCCUGCCUCCAGGGCUCCUGCGGACUUUGUUCCCCGCGGCCGCCCGCCCGCUGCUGGGCCUCGAUGUGGGCUGCAACUCGGGGGAGCUCAGCGUGGCCCUGUACAAACAUCUCCUGGGGCUUCAGGAGAGCCAGGGCAACCCCGACCAACCCGGAAGGGAUCUGAACCUCCUGUGCUGUGACAUUGACCCCAUGCUGAUCCAGAGGGCUCAGCAGUGCAGUCCCUUCCCUGGCUCCAUAUCCUUUGCCCACUUGGACAUCAUGGACUGCAGGGCCCGGGAGCUUUUCCUCGGCUCCCACCUGCACCGCUUCGGCCGCUCCUCCUUUGACAUCGGGUUCUGCAUGUCCGUGACCAUGUGGAUCCACCUGAAUCAUGGGGACAGGGGGCUGAGGGAGUUCCUCUCCUUCCUCUCCUCCCUCUGCAGGUACCUCCUGCUGGAACCUCAGCCCUGGAAGUGCUACAGAGCGGCCGCGCGGCGCCUGCGCAGGUUGGGCCGCAGCGACUUCGAUCACUUCCGCUCCCUGGGGAUCAGUGGGGACAUGGUGCAGAGGAUAACCCAGAUCCUGACAGAGGAUUGUGCCAUGGAGCUGGUGUGCUGCUUUGGGAGCACCAGCUGGGACAGGAGGCUCCUGCUUUUUAAAUCAAACGGCGAGGGCAGGGGGUGCUCAGGAGAGGAGCAGUGACUGAGGAAAGGCCUCGGAUCCCUGAGUUCAUAGGCAAGGAGGUGCUUGCUCCUUGGUCUAGAAGUUCAUAGAAUCAUAGAAUUGGCUGGGUUGGAAGGUACCUCAGAGAUCAUCAGGUCCAACCCUUGAUCCACUACUGCUGCAGUUACUAGACUGUGGCACUGAGUGCCACAUCCAGUCUCUAAUUCCUAAAUCCCUCCUGGGGUCAGGCCUCUAGAGAGCCUGAGGCAAGUAACUUCUAUGUGGUUCUGGGUUUUUUUUCUGUUUUUCUUUCACAGAAUCACAGAAUGUCAGAGGUUGGAAGGGACCUGGAGAGCUCAUUGACUCCAACCCCCCUGCCAGGGCAGGAUCACCAGGGGUAGGACAGACAGGAACUUGUCCAGGUGAGGUUUGAAUCUCUCCAGAGAAGGAGACUCCACAGCCUCACCAGGCAGCCUGUGCCAGGGCUCUGUCACCAUCACAGUGAAAAAGCUUUUUCUUGUAUUUACAUGGAACCUCCUGUGCUCCAGCUUCCACCCAUUGCCCCCUGUCCUUGGCCUGGCUCCAGCCUCCUGACACUUGCCCUUUACAAAUCCAUAGCACAUUAAUGAGGUCACCCUCACAUUAAUGAGGUCUUCUCCUCUUCUCCAAGCUGCAGAGACCCUCAGCUCCCUCAGCCUUUCCUCACUAGGAGAUGUUCCACUCCUUCAGCAUCUCUGUGCCUCUGCUCUGGACUCUCUCCAGCAGUUCCCUGUUCUUUUUGGAACUGAGGGGCCCCAGAACUGGACACAGUAUUCCAGAUGUGGCCUCACCAGGGCAGACCAGAGGGGGAAGAGAACCUCUCCUGACCUUCUAAUGUCCCCCAGGUGCCAUUUGCCUUGGCCACAGGGGCUCAUUGUGACUCCUGGUCACUGGGACAGCCACCUGCAAAAUGUGGUGGCAGUUUUAACCAGCCUUGUGAAUUCUGAGAUCCCUGUGCCUAGAAAGUGCUCUUGAAAUCAAAAUUCCUACAUCUGUGUUGUCUGUAUGUACCAAGAACAGCCUGGAAGAACAGAGAACAUGGUUUGGUUUGGUUUGGUUUGGUUUGAUUUGGGGUUUUUUUUGUCCCUGGACUUUCUCAAGGAAAAGGGAACCUUUCUGUGGAGCAAUGCAGUGCACUGUUUGUUCUGCUGCUUGUCAUGUCUGAACAAAAGGCUCUUGGGAAACACAAAAUGUGGUUUAACAAGUGAGUUGGAGCACUGCAGGGGUUGUCUGAUCAACAGGAUGCCCAGGGAGGUGGGAGAUGUCCCAUCCCUGGGAACCCUUGAGAUCAGGUUGGAGGGUUUGGACCUUUCAAGGUCCCCUCCAACCCAGACUAUUUUUAUAUUCUUUGGUCAGGCUGUGACCCAGGCAGCUCUGCAGAGGGAGCUUGUCUGGAGUGUGUUUUGGAGGUUUGGAGGUGGUGUCAGCUCUCUGUGGAGAGAGAGGUGUGUUUAUUUAUGUGUCUGUCAGAGUGAGGGCUUUUUGUAAUAAUGUCCUUGAAAUAAAAAUAAUUUU
Molecule: messenger RNA, 2314 nt
Organism: Calypte anna (Anna's hummingbird)
Lineage: Eukaryota; Metazoa; Chordata; Aves; Apodiformes; Trochilidae
Gene: BCDIN3D
Product: BCDIN3 domain containing RNA methyltransferase
Exons: 2
Coding region: 23-799 (258 amino acids)
Biological process (GO): negative regulation of pre-miRNA processing; miRNA metabolic process
Cellular component (GO): cytoplasm
Molecular function (GO): RNA methyltransferase activity; O-methyltransferase activity
Source: RefSeq, a predicted model, not a curated record